CCCGGCUGGGGAGCACGCGGCGGCGGCGAGACACGGCGCUGCCGCUGGCUGGUGUCCCGGGACCGGAGGCGUCCCGAGAGCCCGACGUGAGUUAGAGGUUACACCCAGGAACACCGUCGGCAUGAGAACCUGCGCGAUGUCACAGGUUACACCCACUCAUGGAACACCGUCGGCAUGACGGCGGCCAUGGUGCGCGGCACGUGGACGCCAACCCGCCCGCGCGGACCAAUCGCUGCCGAGUUCCAGACGCCCGGGCCCGGCUGCGCCAACCUGCCUUCCACGCUGGGCCGCGAAUCGCCCGCCUUCACCAUCGCCAGCCGACACGAGGUGCGCAGUCUGAACCCGAGUCCGGCGCCCAACGAGUACAACACCCGCCAGCUGACCAACAAAGGCAAGGACGUGACCCCCGCGCGGAGCAUGGCCGGUCGGGCGCGGGUGCGUCGGCCCGAGGUGACCCCAGCGCCCGGAGAGUACCGGGUGGACACGCACGCGCUGGCCGCCAGCUCGCCCCGCUACAGCUUCGGUCAGCGGCUCGACUCGAAGAAGGCCACCGGUGUGCCAGCGCCCAACUCGUACACGGUGCGCGAGCUGCUGGGCGACGCGCCGCGCUUCACGAUCCAGGGCCGGGGGCGCGAGCCGACCGAUGAGCGGGCGGCGUUCCCGGCGCCGGGCCAGUACGAGUCGGGCCGGACGGCGGCGCUGCAGCCGCGCAGUCCGGCCUUCUCGCUGCGCCAGCGCACCGUGCCGCCGUCUGACCACACGCAGAAGCCGGGCCCGGCCGCCUACCGGCUGCACGACACGGUGGUGAGGAGACGGGAGCCGCAGUUCACAUUCGGCCUGAAGCACUCGCCGUACCUGGGCAAGUUCAGCUCCGCCUCGAACGACGACAUUCCCUCCCGCAACUAGCGCCCCGUCGCUGCGCCGCGGUGCUGAGCUCGCAGCCCGCAACAUCACGGCGACCGCAGCGACGCGCCGGUCCACGUGUCUCGACGCCGUCCGACACAUUCGAAUGUGAUAUCCCCUACUGCCGCGGCGGUGGUCUCAGACCUCCGCCACCGUCUACAUUAAUGGAUGAGGUUUCCCUCGCCGUGUUACGGACCGAUGGUCACUCGUCUGGUGGUCUGCAGAGGUGGCUUACACUGCAGUUUAGCGUCAGCGGAAACGCUCCGUGAUCACAGUAACACUGAUGUCACUGAGAGUAAGGGCUGUUGCCUUUCGGCUUGGGUAAAACUAUGCGCUGCACUUUGCUGAGUGACGUCAAUACUCCUCCACGCUUGGCAAUACAGAACACUCGUACUUCUAUA
Molecule: messenger RNA, 1304 nt
Organism: Pollicipes pollicipes
Lineage: Eukaryota; Metazoa; Arthropoda; Thecostraca; Pollicipedomorpha; Pollicipedidae
Product: outer dense fiber protein 3
Exons: 7
Coding region: 175-906 (243 amino acids)
Cellular component (GO): cytoskeleton
Source: RefSeq, a predicted model, not a curated record